AUGAGUUUCAUCGUAGUCUACGUAGAUGACAUCAUAGUGGCGAGCGACUCGAAAGCUGAGCAGGAUGAGAUCAAGUACCUCAUAUCAAAAAGGUACGAUGUUGUAGAUGGCGGUUUCCUGAAACAUAUCCUAGGAAUGGAAAUUGAUCGAGAUGGCGAAGUUGGCCAUAAGCAGUAUAUAGAGGCCUUAUUGGAAGACUACGGGAUGCAGAACUGUAAGGCAUCCAUUCUACCCCUCGAAGCUGGUUACGAGGUUCGAUGCAGCAAGAAGGAGUGUUUGAGAGCAAAUCAGGUUGAAUACCAGUCCCUGAUAGGCUCCCUUAUGUAUUUGGCUAUAACGACAAGGCCAGAUAUACUCCACUCCGUGGCGAAGCUUGCUCAACGGAACUCGGAUCCACACCAAGAGCACAUGGUGUGUGCCAAGCGAAUUUUAAGGUACCUGCAGGGUACGAAGACGUUCCAGUUAAAUUAUCAGCAAACUAGACAGGCUGUCUAUUGUUAUGUUGACGCCGACUGGGAUGGAGACGACAGCGACAGGAAAUCCUUCACCAGCUGGACAUUUUUGGUGGCAGGAGCAGCGAUCAGCGGGGAGUCUAAGAAGCAACCCGUGGUAGCUCUCAGCACAACAGAAGCAGAGUACAUUGCACUUUCAUCAGCUGCAAAGGAGGCAGUGUAUAUUCGUAAACUUUGGAGUGAGAUGGGUCUUGGUGAAGUCCAACCGAUUAUAAUACACAGCGAUAAUUAA
Drosophila rhopaloa is the source of this 744-nucleotide messenger RNA. Its product is annotated as secreted RxLR effector protein 161-like. The record is from RefSeq and is a predicted model, not a curated record. Lineage: Eukaryota; Metazoa; Arthropoda; Insecta; Diptera; Drosophilidae. The transcript has a single exon. Bases 1 to 744 code for a protein of 247 amino acids.